Molecule: messenger RNA, 2527 nt
Organism: Rosa chinensis
Lineage: Eukaryota; Viridiplantae; Streptophyta; Magnoliopsida; Rosales; Rosaceae
Product: RNA polymerase II C-terminal domain phosphatase-like 5
Exons: 2
Coding region: 171-2453 (760 amino acids)
Molecular function (GO): RNA polymerase II CTD heptapeptide repeat phosphatase activity
Source: RefSeq, a predicted model, not a curated record
ACAUUACAGUAGUACUUAGUCACCUCGAUCAGUCUUUCGCUCCUAGUAUAAAGUUCCAUGGCCGCCAGAAACCGAAUGAGGGCCUCUUCUCUCUGUCUGAUUCAUCAGACAUCCUAAGAUUCAACCACGAGUUGGUUGAAAGGAAAGUUGCUCUUUAUCGAUUUGUGACGAUGAUGCGGCUGGAGACGCAUUGUCUUCCAAUACAUAUUGAGUCUGAUGAUGGCGGUGAUGAGGUUGCAAAUAAAAUUGAGAUGGCAAAAAGGCGUAAGGUAAAGAUUGAUCAUGGGCGAACAACAAGCAGCAUAGAUCAUCAGGAGAUCAAGCAGGGUGCUUCUGUUUCUUGUUUGUGUGAUGUUUGUGCCAACUUUGCUGUGACAUUCAGUUUUACCGAUGAUGAAAUUGAAGGUUUACGGAAGGUCAAUACUCAUGAAAUGCUACAUCACAGAAAACUCCACCUGGUACUUAAUCUAGAACGCACCCUGCUGGAUCACGCGCAACUCAGUGAUCUGACCCCUGAAGAAGAUGAAUAUGUAAAGACUUUAACGAUGGAUCAUCCUCUGCCUCUGCAAGAUGUUCUCAAAGUGCAACAUUGUCCCCAAAUGAAGCCUAUAAUUGUCAAGCGUAGGCCCUUUGCGAGAGCCUUUCUGAAGGAAGCCAGCGACAUGUUUGAAAUUUAUGCAUACUCAAGUGCUUCUCGAUAUCUUGCGUGGAAAAUGGUUGAGCUACUCGAUCCUACAAAUGAGUACUUUGGUCGUAGAGUGAUAUCGCGUGAGGAUUUCGUUAGCACCUUAUUUGCAGGAAAGAAGUGUCUUGAUCUUGUGCUUGCUCAAGAGUCUACUGUUCUGAUCCUUGAUCAUAAGCAAGAGACAUGGACGGAGCAAAAUCAAAAUAAUAUAGUACUAACGCAAAAGUAUCAGUUCUUUAAAGGAAGGAGUGAACAGAACAGUGAGUUCAAGUCCCAUUGUGAGUUGAAAACUGAUGAGGGGGCGUAUCUUGCAGUGAUCCUUCAACAUCUUAAGCUAAUUCACAGCAGCUUCUUUGAUGAUCAAGUGAUGUGUGACAACCUUAUUGAAAGAGAUGUGAGGAAGGUGUUGAAAAAUCUUCCGCAACAGAAGCUGGCAGAGCAGUUGGGAACUACUUGUGAUGAACAAAUGGAUCUAUCGACCACACAGGUGGCUGGGGCUCACGUUGGACUACCUGCUCGUUCAUUGCAAAUGGAUUUUCCUGCUCGCUCACAGGAGGUUGCAAGUAAUUAUGAGAUGGCAAAAAGGCGUAACUUAACGAUUGAUCAUGGGGGAACAACAAGCAGCACAGAUCAUGAGGAGAUCGGGGUUGUUUCUGCUUCUUUGUGUGAUUAUUGUGCCAACUUUGCUGACAGAUACGGUUUUCUACACGAGGGGCUCUUAACCACCCUAAGUGCUGAACACAUUUACCGUUUGCGCAAGCACAACACACAGAAAAUGCUAGUCCACAAAAAACUCCACCUGGUAAUUAAUCUGGAUCACACCUUUCUGAGUCACACAAGGCUUAGUGAUCUGACCCCAGAAGAAGCAGAAAAUAUAAAGGUCCAAGAAGAUUCCCAAGAUAUUUUCACAGUGCGAGUUCCUCCAAAAAUGAAACCUAUUAUUAUCAAGUUCAGGCCCUUUCUGAGAACCUUUCUGAAGGAAGCCAGUGACUUUUUCGAAAUUUAUGCAUAUGCAAAUGCUCCUCGAUCUCUUGUGUGGAAAAUUGUUGAGCUGCUCGAUCCUAGAAAUGAGUACUUCGGUCGUAGAGUGAUAUCGCGUGAGAGCUUUUAUAGCACCCACCGAGGAAAGAAGUCUCUUGAUCUUGUGCUUGGCCAAAAGUCUGCUGUUUUGGUGGUUGAUGAUGAAGAAGAUGGAUGGCAGGAGAAAAAUCAAAAUAAUGUAAUGCUACUGGGAGAGUAUUGUUUCUUCAAAAAGACGAGUGGCAAGAAGAGAAAACGGAAGUCCCUUUGUGAGUUGAAAUCUGAUGAACGGGCUGCUUCUCUUGCAUCUCUUCUUAAACAGCUUAAGCAAAUACACAACAGGUUCUUUAAUGAUGAAAUAAUGUGUGACAACCUUUUCGACAGAGAUGUGAGGGUGCUGUUAAAAAUUGGGUGGGACUCUAAUAUUGACGAUAGCCUUCAGUUUUGGAGGAAGGCAGUAUCAAAUUGUAUGCGAAAAAAAUUUGUGGCGUCCCUUAAUUAUCAACAGAAGAAUUUGGCGGAGCAGUCAUUCAGAGCUACUUGUGUUGAGGAACAAGCGGAUGAUCCAUCAUCAUUGGAGGUUGCAGAAGCAGCUCAUGUUGGAAAGUCACCUGCUCGUUGGUACCAUCUGAGUUGGAUUGACACAUCACUCCGUUUGUGGCAGAAGAGUAAUGUAGAAAAGAACCCUGUUUUGAUUGAGGAUAGCGAUUUUACCUGCAGCUCAUGCAUCACAACUUUUUGUAUAUGAACUUGAAGUAACGGUGACUGAUGGUGCUAAUUUACAUCUUCUUUGUUGUAGUGAAUUUGAGUUUGACAUAUAGU